GUUCAUAUGGCUCGUGCGCUCAUGGAGAGCUGAUGUGUGGCGCGCGCGUCCAAACGCUCUGAGAGUCUCUCACAUUUCAGGAAGUGUCGGAAGUCCUCAGCUGCUGUCCGUCUGCCGUCGCCGCUCUAUAUUAUGGUCGUGCAACCGUGAUCCGCGUGGAUCGUCCGUGUGGAUCUCCGGUCGGGCACCAUGUCCACCCGGUACAGCCCAAAGCGUGCGCUCCUGCCCGCGGUCUGCGCGCAUGUUGUGUCCGUGCUGACAGUGUGCUGCGCCGGGAGCAUGUUUACAGCCGCUGCUUAUCCGAAUCAACACAACACGCUGGAGCACUAUGAUGUAAUCGAACCACACCUGCUCAUCGGAGGACAGCAGAGACCGGUUAGUCUCAUCAAGUCAAUGGGUCAUCCUGGAUCACUGAAGGUGCUGAUUGAAGUGAAUGGAGAGCAACUGCUUCUUGCUUUGCAGAAAAAUGAAGGGCUGUUUGCUAGUCACUACACAGAAACACACUACCUGGAGGAUGGAAGUGCCAUCACCACCUCACCGAAUGUCACGAUUCACUGCUACUAUCAUGGCGAAGUGGAGGGUCACCCGGGGUCAGAGGUCAGCCUCAGCACCUGCAGCGGACUCAGGGGACUGAUUUCACUUGAACAUAAAGUUUAUGUAGUGGAGCCGUUGGACGAGAGAAACACACACCGUCUUUACAGAGGAGAACAUCUUAAACUCACCCAGGGAACCUGCGGACACGGUCACAACAUUUCAUACCCUACAGAGAUGUUGAACACUACAGGAGCCGUCUUCAACAGCAGCAGGCAUAAAAGAGACGCCCAGAGCAGCACCAAGCAUGUGGAGUUGAUCAUCGUCGCAGACAACCGCGAGUAUCAGAAACAAGGGAAAGAUGUGGAGAAAGUGAAACAGAGGCUUGCUGAAAUAGCAAACUACGUGGACAAGUUUUACAGAUCGCUGAAUAUCCGUGUGGCUCUGGUGGGGUUGGAGGUGUGGAGUGACGGAGACAAAUGCUCCAUCACACAGGAUCCGUUCACGUCGCUCCACGAGUUCUUGGACUGGAGAAAAGUCAAGCUGCUCCCGCAGAGACCCCACGAUAACGCUCAACUCAUCAGUGGCGUUUACUUCCAGGGCACCACCAUCGGCAUGGCUCCCAUUAUGAGCAUGUGCACUGCCGAGCAGUCAGGGGGCAUCGUCAUGGAUCACUCCGAUAACCCUCUCGGCGCCGCGGUUACUUUGGCCCACGAGCUCGGACACAACUUCGGCAUGAACCACGACACGCCGGAGCGCGGAUGCGGAUGCAGAGCCACCGUGGACCGCGGCGGGUGUAUCAUGACGCCCUCCACUGGGUAUCCUUUCCCUACAGUCUUCAGUACGUGCAGUAAGAAGGAUCUCGCCGCGAGUUUGGAGAAAGGUGUGGGCAUGUGUUUGUUCAACAUGCCAGAGGUGAAGGUGCUCUACGGAGGCCAGAAAUGUGGAAAUGGAUACGUCGAGGAGGGAGAGCAGUGCGAUUGCGGAGAUCUGGAGGAGUGUCUGAAUCCCUGCUGUAAUGCCAGUACAUGCACACUGAAAGAGGAGGCUGUAUGUGCACAUGGACAGUGUUGUGAAGACUGUCAGCUGAAGCCUGCAGGGACUCCAUGCCGUGAGUCCAGUAACUCCUGCGACUUGCCGGAGUUUUGCACAGGCGCCGACCCUCACUGUCCCGCUAAUGUCUACCUGCAUGACGGACACACCUGUCAGGGUGUCGAUGGACACUGUUACAACGGCAUCUGUCAGACGCACGAGCAGCAGUGCAUCACGCUGUGGGGACAGGGUGCAAAACCAGCUCCAGGAAUCUGUUUCGAAAGAGUGAACUCAGCAGGAGAUCCAUAUGGAAAUUGUGGGAAAGACGCCAAGGGAUCAUUUGCGAAAUGCGAAGCACGAGAUGCUAAAUGUGGGAAGAUCCAGUGUCAGGGCGGAGCCAACCGGCCUGUGAUUGGCACCAAUGCCGUCUCCAUAGAAACCAACAUCCCGCUCCAGGAAGGAGGGCGUAUCCUCUGCCGCGGGACUCACGUGUACCUGGGAGACGACAUGCCGGAUCCGGGCCUCGUGCUCACUGGCACCAAAUGUGGAGAAAACAUGAUGUGUAUAAACAGACAGUGUCAGAACAUCAGUGUGCUCGGGGUUCACGACUGCUCAGCCAAAUGCAGCGGACACGGGGUUUGUAAUAAUAAUAAGAACUGUCACUGUGAGUCGCUCUGGGCUCCUCCGUUCUGUGAUAAAGCUGGGUUUGGAGGCAGUAUGGACAGCGGCCCAAUGAGACCAACAGACAGCAGCACUGUGAUGGUGGGCAUCCUGGUGGCGUUUCUGUGUCUGAUGUGUGUUGGAAUAAUCGCGUGCAUUAAGAGGAAAACUCUGCUCAGCCUGUUCUUCAGCAAUAAGAAGAACACCAUCGAAAAACUGAGGUCUGUGGGGCCCAACAGAUUGAACAGUCCAGCUCACACACUCUCAUCCGCUCACACACACACUGGGACUCAAACGCACUCCAUGUACAGAACAUCUCCUCAAUGUCAGACUUCAGCUUUACCACAAAGUGCCAGCAUAUAUAAGCCCCAGUCUCCUCUCCAGACCGUGGACUCUGUGGUUCCGUCUCAUGGUCUCCGCCGGCUGCCACCGUGCCCUCCGGUCCACCUCUCUCACCCACUGCCCCUGGCGCUCGGCCUGCCACUGACGCCACCGCACACACACUCGUCUCCACCCAGAGCCCCUCCACCAGCACUCGCACAUACACACGCUUCCGCUCCAGCAGCGGGAGUGGCUGGCCGCGGCCUGGCCUGCCAGAAUGUCUGCAAGAUUGCCAUGGCGUUCGAGAAGCCCAGUGCACCCCAGAAGCCUCUUCCCGCAGACCCGCUUGGCCGAAACGUCCGGGUGAUGCGGAACCCAUCGGCUGUGCGACUUCCAGCUCCCAUCCCGACCCCGGCCUGCCCAAGACCCGCUCCGCCUCACCCACAGCCCUGCAGGCCUCCUCCUAAACAGCCGCCCACCCUGCCGAAGCCUCACUUCACAGCCGGAGUGAAGUUUAGCAGCUGAGAGCCGGACAGAAGGGAUCUCGUCCCUGGAGACGCUCGCUUUUUGCACUAUGAACCUCUGUGGGACACGUGGUGAUGCGAGGGGUGACCUUUGACCCCCGCGGUGCUCUCCCUAUUAACGGUGCUAUGAGUCCAAGCUCAGGUACAUGUCACGCGUUAUUUAUGUCGGUUAUGAGCGUAUUUAUUUGAGCACAGUGCACUGUGGUUGACACUUUCUCAAUCGUAGCAAUCGGUGGUUCGCCCACGUUUACCUGAUUGUCCUUUUUGUUGUUGUUGCUAUUGUUGUUGUUUUGACAUUUUUCGACUGUGUACCAGCAGAUAAAGACGAGAAGUGUUAUCUGUGAACAUCAACCACGUCAUGUGGAUGCUAAACUGGAUUGAAAACCAGAUUUAAAUGGAAACAUGAAUUGGGAGUUGAUGGUUCUGUGAUGUCAUUUGGUAUAUGAAAAGGGCUUUUUAACAAUUUCAUAUGAUGUAAUGGCCAUUUUUAUUGUGUAUUUCAGACGUACAUGAUUAAACCCGAAUUAGGAUCGCAGUGAUACUUAAGGGAUGUUGAAGAACCUACGUCUCACAAUAACAUGUCCAGGUCACAUUGUAUCCCAAAUUAAAGGAAACAAAAUAAUAAAUACAGUUUUCCAUAACAAAAAAUUGGCAUUUUAUAGGCAAAAUAAUAGUUUUUUUUUUGUUUUGUUUUUUUUUUGUCAUUUUUGUUUUUAAUUCUAAGACAAUUAGGCUUAUUCCUUCCUCAUUUUAAUGACUCUAAUGAAUCUGAAUAUUUUUCUUAUUUUUUAAAUUCUAAAUGAUGAUUCUCAUUACUGAUAUAAAGUUUUUUGGGGUUUUUUUAGUAUAAAUAAAACAAUUAAUGAAAAUCUAAUGAGAAUCAUCAUAUAUAAUUAGAAUUUAAAACAAAAAAAAUUCAGGCAUGUUAUUUUUGUAUGUAAAAUGCCAAAAAUAAGAACAAAUACUAUAAAAACAUAAAUAUAACAAUUAAAAUUAUAUAUAUAUAAUGGGAGUUUUAGUGAAAAAAAUUAAUGUAAUUUUAUUGCUUAAUUUUUGUCAUGGAAAUCUUAAUGAUAAAACUGAACUUUUUUCAGUCUCUAGAUUUAUUUUUGCAAAUGAAACAAACAAACUAAAAAAUAUAAAAAUCAUCCAGACAAUGAAAUUGUCAUUACUGUAUUGCAGUAAUGAGAAAUUAGAAAAUGUACUUAAAAUAUCACAAUGCAAACAGGCUUCGAUUUUUCUAAUAAAAACAUUAUUUCUUACAUCUUCCUUUUGAUUUUGAGGUGAAAUAUGACCUGGACAGCUGAAUAACGUUCUGAAUUCACUUCAUUUCACGUGUCUAAACAAGUCUUGAUCCUAAAUUUUUUGAGUUUUGCAACAUUUGCAACAAAUUACAUGCACCAAAUCCAGCUCUUGUUGAUUUCAAAUCUCGUAAAGAAGAUAGACAGACACAGAUGUUGUUGUGUUCCUGUGACCUGUCUGAUGUUCAGAUAGACGGUUCACUCAGGAGAUCCCAGCUUUGAGAAGACUGGAAAGAUCUGAGAGGCCCUGAUUUCAUGGUCAUGCAGCCAUAUUUUUAUAGAUGUACUUUGAAAUAGUUAUUGUGGGGAAAUGAUUAAACAAAUGACAUGGAUUUUCUUUCUUAUCGACCCAACUAAUGUUGCCACAUGGAACAUUAUGAGUGGACUGCGGUUAAUGAAAACAGACACAUGAAUCCUUCUCUAAAUAUUCCCAUAAUCCCUUUGGUCUCCCUCAAACACGCUGCGGUCAGUGGGUUUGCAUCGCUGGCAAAGGUUCAUGGGCGAUUUGUCAGGGUAAAUGAACACACUGCACUGAAAUAAUAGGAUGUGCACAAAGCAUUCAAAAAUAGACGUUUAGCAGCAAUUAUGGUCAUGAAUUACUGUCAACAGGGUCAAAACACAAAUUACAGCCUUUAUAUACAGUAUAAUGCAUUAUAAAAGUAGUUUUAAUGCAUUAAUUAUGUCUUGCAGUGCACCUUAUUAUAUAUGACCCUGGACCACAAAACCAGUCUUAAGUAGCAUGGGUAUAUUUGUAAUAAUAGGCAAAAAUACAUUGUACAUUUUUCUUUUAUGCCAAAAAUCAUUAAUUAUGUAAAGACUAUGUUCCAUGAAGAUAUUUUGUAAAUUUCCUACUCUAAAUAUAUCAAAACUUAAUUUUUGAUUAGUAAUAUGCAUUGCUAAGAACUUCAUUUGAACAACUUUAAAGGCGAUUUCCUCAAUAGUUUUUGCACCCUCAGAUUCCAGAUUUUCAAAUAGUUGUAUCUCAGCCAAAUAUUGUCCAAUCCUAACAAACCAUACAUCAAUGAAAAUCGUUAUUCGGCUUCUACACAGUUUUAUACAUACAGAUGAUGUAUAAAUCUCAGUUUUAAAAAAUUCUUGCGGUCCAGGGUCACAUAUGAUCUCUUGAAUAAUUGCAACCGCUGUUAUAAUACAUUAUAGUACUUCUCUAUUCAUUCAUAAUGCAUUUUAACAAUUAUUUAUGCAUUACAAUGGACAUUCUUUAUAAUGCAUUAUGCAUAAAGGCUUUAAGUUUACCAAAAUUGGCUUUGGUAAAUAAACAGUUCUGUAACUUGACACUUUAUGAGGAACUACAACAGAAUAUGACUAAACUGAAUUGUAAAAAUGAUAGUCUGAUGCACAAUGAUGGAAAAUUUGUGAACGACUGUAAACAAAGACAUGCAAACAUCUUUCACAACAAAUAUACAGCACACACUACCAUUUAAAAGUUCGGCGUUGAUAAGAUUUUUUGUGCACCAAGGCUGCAUUUAUUUGAUAAAAAAUACAGUAAAAUCAGUAAUAUUCUGAAAUAUUAUUACAAUUUAAAAUAUGUGCUUUCUAUCUGAAUAUAUUUUAAAAUGGAAUUUAUUUCUGUGAUGCAAUGCUGAAUUUUCAGCAUCAUUACUCCAGUCUUCAGUGUCACAUGAUCCUUUCGAAAUCAUUCUAAUAUGCUGAUUUGCAGCUCAAGAAACAUUUCUGAUUAUUUUUAAUGUUGAAAACAUUUGUGCUGCUUCCUAUUUUUGACUUUUUCAAGUGCUUACUGACCCCAAAGUUUUAAAUGGUAGUAUAUUUUAAUAAGAAAUAACCCGAAAUAUACAUAAAUAUGUGUAGUUGGCUAAUUUCACUCCGUUUGCAGGUUGACGUUUGGCACUGAGACUAACAGGCCUUGAUUUUAUUCAAGACUGAGUCAUCUUUAUUAUUUGUUGCCACUGAGCCAUUUAUGAUCUCUCACGUGUGGGUCUUUUAGGCCUGUAUUCUGACACCUUACGAGUGCCAUUAUAUCUCAGUGUUUACAUUGUAAAUUCAUCUUCAUUCACUGUAUUAUCAAACAUCACGAGUGUCCCGUUGCCUUUUUACAGUGUUAAACCACACAGUGCAUUACAGUACGCACAGAGACUGUUCAGAUCUAGACGCUGACUUGAUGAUACGGCGAUCACGUGUCUCUAGGUUAACUGCCUCGCUUGUUUUAUUCAGUUAUCGUUUACUAUUAUUCACUUUAAAUCACGCUGUAUCAGUAAAUUUGCUCAUGUAACGUUCUUUUUCUUCGUAUUUUCUUCAGUGUCACGGGUGUAAACUGCUUUUUUAUGAUAAUUCUUUGAUUAAUCAAAAAUGUGAAAUAAGAUACUGUACGUUGAUGUCUGCAGCACACAAAUAAUGGUCGGCAUAAAGGGCAGCGCUAGUAAAGUUGUUUAUUAAACUGA
Messenger RNA from Labeo rohita (rohu), 6786 nucleotides. It is a transcript of the gene adam12a, whose product is annotated as disintegrin and metalloproteinase domain-containing protein 12. The record is from RefSeq and is a predicted model, not a curated record. Gene Ontology annotation, molecular function: metalloendopeptidase activity. The transcript has 23 exons. Gene Ontology annotation, biological process: proteolysis. Lineage: Eukaryota; Metazoa; Chordata; Actinopteri; Cypriniformes; Cyprinidae. Bases 190 to 3069 code for a protein of 959 amino acids.